GGAGUGGCAGCACAGACGUGAUAUAAGGAGACGCUCCAUCGAUUUCUUCUCAUUCUCCAGCACGUGCAGGUCGGGCAAGCAAGGCAUGAGAGCUAUCGAAUCGCUCUUUGUCGUUACUCUUCUGGCUAGCAAAGUCACUGCUAGUACAGAUGCAGAUGCAAGCAGUGAAGUGUGCGCUGGAGUGAAAGGCGACAAGGGGGAGACAGGCCAUCCGGGAUCUUCUGGACUGAGAGGAUACAUAGGAGAAAAAGGUGAAACUGGAGCUUCUGGUAAUGAUGGAGUUAAGGGUGAUGCAGGUGUGAGAGGUCCUCCUGGAGUGCGUGGUCCUGUCGGUCCACCUGGGGUGAUCGGUCCGACUGGCUAUGGUAAGACUGGAGCUCAAGGUCCGCAAGGAAACCCAGGAAGUCAGGGUCCUGUUGGUCCACCAGGUUUGCCAGGAGUAAAAGGAAUAAGAGGAGACAAGGGAAACAAAGGUAAUUUGGGUGGACGAGGAAUAGCUGGAGCUGACGGAACACCGGGCCCACCUGGGCACAGGGGGAAAACAGGAGUGACAGGAUUAAAAGGAGAAAAGGGAAUUAUAGGAGAACCAGGACACAAAGGAGAGCAAGGGAGGCAAGGAGUACCUGGACCAGCAAUUGAUUCAGAUACUUUGAAGAAUUAUGUUGAAUCAGUCAAGACGAUGAGACAAGAAGUUGAUGGUAAACUGGAUAAAUUGAAUAUCUCUCUUCAGUUACAAUUUAAGGACCUGAAACAAGAAAUUCUGGCUCUCAAAGAGAAACCUGCUGCUCACUUGUGUGGUCUUGGCAGCUCGCACGGCUAUUACAGCUCUGGAACUGUAACUCAAUGGUAUGAGAGCAGUAGUUCUGUCUGGUCUCCUUUUCUUCGCGAUGGCAUGCAGUACAGCAACGGUGUUAUCACUGUGCCCAACGAUGGACUUUACUACGUUUACGCACAAAUGUACUUUUACCACACUAGCUCAAGUUACCGCUAUGCUGGUUUUCGUAUCAGAGUAAAUGGUGCCGGUCGUGCCUUUGCUCAUUGGUACAACCACAAUUACAAUGAUUAUCACACUCAUUACGUGGGACGCAUCAUUCAGCUGAACAAGGGAGACAAACUGUCAAUAACAUUCGAACGCAACUGUUACUACUUCUUUUAUAACGAUUACACAUUUUUUGGUUCGUUUUUAGUGAACUGAUUAAAGAGUAGAAACGCUGCAUGUUUUAGAGAUGAAAAUAAAAUUUUCUGCAUUUUGUCAUUAAUUCAAUGUGUUUGCUCUCUAACGAUUCGUUCUCUAUUUCUUUCUGUCUAUCAUUUCAUAUAAGAAGCAAC
Corticium candelabrum is the source of this 1329-nucleotide messenger RNA. Its product is annotated as collagen alpha-2(I) chain-like. NCBI's taxonomy places the organism in Eukaryota, Metazoa, Porifera, Homoscleromorpha, Homosclerophorida, Plakinidae. Gene Ontology annotation, biological process: immune response. Gene Ontology annotation, cellular component: membrane. The record is from RefSeq and is a predicted model, not a curated record. The transcript is spliced from 14 exons. The coding region runs from base 86 to 1195 and encodes 369 amino acids. Gene Ontology annotation, molecular function: tumor necrosis factor receptor binding.